GACACGAUUUUCGUACAUUCCUUUUUAUAUAUUGGCAGAACUGGUACUAAUUGUUUUCCAUCUCACGUUGUUUUCGUCUUGACCUGUUUGGCCCAAGGUUACUUUACCAUUUAACGAAGGUAUUAAAGUUGUAAUGAUUUAUAUACGGAACGAACUUGACAGUACGAAAGACUUGAGCAGACGGAAGCGCAAAAACCCAAGGAAUACGUCCACAACGUCAGGCUCCCAUGGGGAAUGGAGUCGCAACUAAUUUCACAGUUUAUGUCAAACACAAGCAGCGAUACAGAAACAGCAAUAACCUGCUUGCAAGCCAGUGGCUGGGAUUUGAAAAAUGCUAUUGAGCUCUUUCUGGAAAAUGGGGGCAAUGUUAGAACUACUUGGGAAGAAAAUGGCAACAUCCGACCAUCACUCCGCAAAACUCCUGCUGUUGAUUUAGCUGACUUGAAGAAACUUUCAAGAGGAAUCUCAAGAGCAACAGACAAUGUGAAGUUGGUCUCGCGUGCCCGCUCAGAUAUUGCUCACGAGUUUGGAGAUACUGCAGUUUGCAACGUUAAUCAGUUUUUCAUCGAGACACCUGUAUGCACUUUCACUUUGCCGGAUUUGACAGUGUAUCCUGAAGAUUUCCGUACAUUUUUGGAAAAGGAUCUGAUUGAAACAUCAACCCUACAGUCUUUGGAAUCUGCUGGUAGACUUAAUUGGUGGGUUGAGCUUGGAGCAUGUCAGUCUCUGUGGCCACUUGCUACGUCUGGAGAUGGAAAUUGUUUGUUGCAUGCUGCAUCACUUGGAAUGUGGGGCUUCCACGAUAGACUGUUGACUCUGCGACGUGCUCUUCAUGGUUUCUUAUCGGGUUCUCCGUGCCGUGAAGCUUUGUAUCGACGCUGGCGAUGGCAACAGACACGUGCUAAUCUAGCUGCAGGUCUUGUAUAUACUGAGGAGGAAUGGCAACGUGAAUGGGACAGCAUAAUCAGCAUGGCUUCAACUCAGCCACGGAAGUCAAUGAAUCGCAGACGCAGUUCCAUUCUUAUGGAGCGUUCCCUGGAGGAGAUACCAGAAAAUGCAACGUAUGAGAGCCUUGAAGAAGUUCACGUACUUGCAUUAGCACACGUGCUGCGGAGACCUAUAGUUGUCAUUGCAGAUGUGAUGCUGAAGGAUAUGAAUGGAGAGGAUCUUGCCCCAAUCCCAUUUGGAGGGGUCUACCUACCGCUGGAGUGCCCUCCAGCUGAUUGCCAUCGUUCCCCUCUCGUACUGGCAUAUGACUCUGCUCAUUUUUCAGCUCUAGUUGUGAUGGAACGAAAUUCAGAUGUCGUUCAACCACCAGCUGCUGUGCCUCUGAUAAGUUCUGACAGACAGCUUCUUCCUAUACAAUUUGCUGUGGAUCCUGGUGAGCAGCUGGUAUGGGGUCGUGAUGAGUCCCAACCCCAUUUGGUACGAAAACUCAGUCUUGCUCCAAGAGACCAACUUGGUCUUUUGGCAGAAUAUUUGGAUGUGAGAGAACUUCCUCCAGGUCCUGAUUCACCACCAGAAUCCACCGAUGAUGGCUGCGACAUUGAGAAAAGGUUUUCUGAGGUGGCUUCUGACAGUGAUCCCAGUGAUGAAGGUGUGGCCUUUGGAGGGAAAGCAGCGAGGCAGUUCCAGACAGCAGUAGCAAAACAGUUUGGCAGCCUUAGCCGUCGACUAAGAAAGAACUUUGGAUCACUUACGAGAGCAUCUAAAGUCAAUGCCCAAAAGAAAGACAUCCCACUUAAUAAUCAGCAACAGGAGCGUGUAAUAUGUGCCCUUUUGCACACAGAAAAGAGGCAUGCUUACCAAGCAGAAAUGAUACGCAACUACUUGGCUUGUGCUCGUGCCCGAUUUGAGCUCCAGCAACAGAAGCAGUUACAACCUCGGCAGUCUUUUCAGUCUGAGGCUCAUCCUGGUUCUACAGCCGCUACUUUCACUUCUGCACCAAAUACAGGAGUAAUGUAUGGGGCUGGACGCUCCCGCUUCUAUGCAACUGAAAUGAUGCGUCCCUCAGUUGAGACUCUUCCUCAUCAAAAGGCACCUGGUGCUUGUGCGAAUGGACGUACUCUGUUCCUUGCCAAAUCGACAUUUUAUGAUGAUGAGGCAUCACAUUCUUAUGUUGCACCAUCGGAAAUAGUCAGUGGGAGACACACACAUGUGGCAACACUGACUUCUCCACAACUCCCGAAAGCCGGCCACGGAGUGGAACUGCCACAUGUUGAAAAAGCUGGCACUCCGUGUAGAAAUAAUCACUGCCAUUUCUAUGGCUCGCCAGACUCUGACCACUAUUGCUCACGAUGCUAUCGUGAGAACACAGUAACUGGUGUGAAUACAGCAGCAGUGCGCAGUCUGCAAGUACAGGAAGUCAAUCGAUAGUGCACCAUACUCACUUUUGUUCCUUUGCAUCCCUAAAAGGGACUACAACUAUGUGUAGCUGUACUGUAAAUAAUGUUAAUGAGCUUUAAUGAUGGUCAAUAUUCCCUGAGAAAUUGCUGCAUACCAUUUCGUAGAUAGCAUAUUUUUAAACAUCUAUUUUCAUAUCAUCGGAACUAUAGGCAUUUAGCAUUACAUUUGCACUUGCAUAACUUUGAUUGUAGCCAAAGUUGUGUGCCAGAAGUUACGUAAGAUUAAUACAUAGUUGCUGUCAGUGGCAGAUAUGAAGCCUGUCCAUGUUACUGAAGCACCUGCAGGUUUCAAAUGAGUACUGCAAUCUUGUGAUUGGUGUGUUUAUUCAAGCAUCCUCUCAGAAAUCAAUUUUUGUUAUGAUGUUGACCGUAACAUCACUUUGUAAUGGCCUUAGACAGAUUUAUACUGGUAUCAUGUGCUAUGCAUAAUUUGAUACUAUAUAUUGAAAGUGAAUAUGAAAGUAUUUGUGUGUUCAGAUAAUUUUCAUUUCGUGUAUCUGUUGUUGUAUGGUAUAUAAAAGUAACAUGUCUUGGUACUCUGAGUCAGAAUGGGUAACUUCCUAAUCAACUUUUACAGUGCAGUUAUUUAGUAUCUCUCUUUUGUUUAAGGAGUUUGUGUGAAGUUGCAACUGUAAUACACUUCUUUGUAACUUGUAGCAGAUGGAAAAACUGUGCAGUGUUGUGCACUCACAUGAUUUACAUAUUCAUUAUGGUUGUUGGAAGAAUUGUCCAUCACUGGGCAAAUAUAAUAUGGAUCAAAGGUAGUGUGGCAAGUUUAGUGGCCCAGAAAGUACUUCAAAGCUAUUUUUAAAAAGAAACUAUUUAAAAAAGCUUGUCUCUUGAUUAACCCUUAAGGCAUCUACCUACCUUAUAGCAACUUAACAGGGUAUUGUUAUGCUCUUUAACCUAAAAUAUAUUUUAAGAAGACAUGUGCCUGGAGAGCUUCUUAUUGUGAUAAAAUAGGUUAUUUUGAAUAUCCAUAUACACAGUUUUGUUCCUUUUAAAUCUUGUUUGAAUAUUAGAACAUUAGGAUAAAUGUUAGCAUUUGUACCUGAGUGGUGUUUACACCUGCCACAUGUCAGGUGAUAUAAAUUUUUCUUAUUUUUAUUGUAAAGGACCAUUCAGUCCUUUGUGCUGUUCCAAGCAAGGAAAAUUUGAAUGUUUUAGUGACUUAGUCAUAAUUUUUAUUAUAAAUUUUCAUUCACUGGUAGUAUCAGGCUUUUAAAUGUUGCUUAUAAAGCUUGAUUUUGUGUUGUUGAACUUUUUAGUUAUUCUGAAUAGUAAAGAAAUAUGCAGUAAGUGGCAAUCAUACUGCUUUUGUUAUCUAAGUAGUGAAGAACAUUAGAUUAGCAUUAGUACAAUGUCAGAUGCUCUGGGUAUUUUUACAAGUGUUUUAAUACUUUUCUACUUAAUGUUUAGCUGUAAAAAAAUUUUUGAUUUUAUAUUUGUAAUGUAUGUAAUGAAACAUGUGAAUUUAAUCUGUGAUAAGACAAUGAGCAUUACACAAUAAGCUUUUAAAAUGUUGCAUGUAAUUAAGUAUUAAUAGGAACCUCAACUUGAGGGUAUUGUCCUUGCCAUUGGACAUUUGCUUGAAAAUGAACCAAUCUGUUUUGUAUUGUGUAACUGUCUUCCAGUUUUAAAUAUUGAAAACAAUUUGUUGUGUUUUACUUGGAGAAUGUAUUAUGAUGUGUUUACAACAAGUGUCCUGACAAUAUAAAUUCCAAAACUGACCAUAGCCAUAGCUAAAGAUAUGAGAUCUCCUCAGCACACAACUGGAAUUAGUAUUAAGAUGAUCUCAAAAGAGAAUUACACACACAGUUUAAGAUUUAAGAGACUGUUAAAAGUAGUUGCUGUUAAUUUUUAUAGUGUGCCCUGAUUAUGUAUCAUGCUAACAGUUUCUUAAGGGCUAUAUUGAGAAGUGUAAUUUCUGGAAGACAACUGCAACAGAUACCAUUCAAUCAUGAAUGUUCCAAUUGUAUGUGUAGCACUGAUUUAUUGGAAUGGACAAGGAAUUUUGAAGAAUGUGGGCAGCAGAAAUGGGACUGAAAUGAGGUGUAUCCCAUAGCAAUAACUGGCUGUGACAGCUGAGGAUGCUGUAGUCGUUUUCUUUUCUUCCCUGUAGAAUUCCCUCUGAUCAAUUUCAAAUAUCAGAUAUUGUGCAAUUGUGUACUUUCUAUACACCUUAAGAAAGUUUUGGCCUCUAGGUAUUAAUUUUUCUUAUAGGUUUUGAUGGAAUUUAAUUCAAAUUUGAUCCUGGCUUGUGUAUGAUUCUACAAAUUCCUGAAGUUAUUGUGGGCUUUUUCUCCACUUCUUGUGUCAUUUAUUAAGUGUCCUUUCUUUGUUGUUUAGCUUUCUUCAAAAGGAGAUGUCCAGCCCUCUUUUCCUAUUGUGUAUGAAGUGUUUCUUUCUUUGUUGUUUAGCUUUCUUCAGAAGGAGAUGUCCAGCCCUCUUUUCCUAUUGUGUAUGAAGUGUUUCUUUCUCUUUGGGGAAAGCAGAGAAACAGCUUCAGAAAGUGUGGUUAUGUGUAGGCAAAGAGUGGACC
Schistocerca americana (American grasshopper) is the source of this 4947-nucleotide messenger RNA. Its product is annotated as OTU domain-containing protein 7B-like. Gene Ontology annotation, cellular component: nucleus; cytoplasm. Lineage: Eukaryota; Metazoa; Arthropoda; Insecta; Orthoptera; Acrididae. The transcript has 12 exons. Gene Ontology annotation, biological process: protein K48-linked deubiquitination; protein deubiquitination involved in ubiquitin-dependent protein catabolic process; protein K63-linked deubiquitination. Bases 235 to 2376 code for a protein of 713 amino acids. The record is from RefSeq and is a predicted model, not a curated record. Gene Ontology annotation, molecular function: zinc ion binding; K63-linked polyubiquitin modification-dependent protein binding; DNA binding.